Molecule: messenger RNA, 1050 nt
Organism: Alternaria arborescens
Lineage: Eukaryota; Fungi; Ascomycota; Dothideomycetes; Pleosporales; Pleosporaceae
Exons: 3
Coding region: 1-1050 (349 amino acids)
Biological process (GO): positive regulation of protein ubiquitination; vacuolar transport; ubiquitin-dependent protein catabolic process
Cellular component (GO): endoplasmic reticulum; perinuclear region of cytoplasm; Golgi apparatus
Source: RefSeq, a predicted model, not a curated record
AUGCCCAGCCAGGGCUACGAGAGGGUAGCCGCCCAGGACGAGGAUGAAUCUCCCCAGAGGUUGCAGGCUGGUCAGCAGUGGCCGCCUGCAUCGCCGCCACCGUCAUUCCACUCGCGCGCAUCAUCACCAAGCGGCACAUCACGACGUCUGUUAUCCGAGGAUCCCGCACCAAACGAGGAAGACCGCACACUCGCCGACACGUUUGACUCGGAUUCCGACGACGACGACGAUAACGAUGGGCGCGAUGAUCGGCAGCGGCUGAUGCGGGGAACACCCAGGACAGAAGACGAGCCCGUGGCUCCGGGCAUCCAAAGGAGAGUGACGGAACUGCCAGUCUUCAACACACAGGCGCCGAGCAGCGGACGCGUCUAUGGCGGAGGCAACGGUGGUGUAUGGGCUAAUCUGAGCGCAAAGCCGACCAGAGGGGAGGACGCUGAGGAGAAGCCUCCGACCUACGAACAAGCCGCCGCAGACGCCACACCACCCUACUGGGAAACCACCAUCCUCGCUCCCGGCACUUUCGGCGAUGAAGUCUUCGUCGAAGGUCUUCCCGUCGGCUCCCUCUUCAGUUUCCUCUGGAACGCUAUGAUCUCCAUGUCCUUCCAACUCGUCGGUUUCCUCCUCACCUAUCUGCUCCACACUACCCACGCUGCAAAGAAUGGAUCCCGCGCUGGUCUCGGUAUCACACUCGUACAAUUCGGUUUCGGUUUCCGCUCCGCCGUACUUAGUCCGAACAACGGCAGCAAUGAUAAUCCUGGGCAGGGAUUCGACGGUGGCGUUCCGAACGACCCAAACGCCCACGACUUUGACCCCAACAAGGUUGGCAGUGGAAGCACGGGUGGCAGUGACAUGACACCCGCCGCGAGUGCCAUUACAGGCAGUGACUGGAUAGCAUACGGACUGAUGAUUGUCGGCUGGUUCAUCCUGAUCAAGAGUGUGUCCGACUUCAUCAGAGCAAGGCGGCAUGAACAACUCGUUCUCCAGUCUCCAGACCGGGGGUUGGGCGUGGCUGUUGUCGCCGAGGGUGAAAGCCCAGAGCGCAGUGUAUAA